This is a messenger RNA of Fusarium sp. VM40, 1278 nucleotides long. The record is from the annotation of a GenBank genome assembly. NCBI's taxonomy places the organism in Eukaryota, Fungi, Ascomycota, Sordariomycetes, Hypocreales, Nectriaceae.
AUGCUUUCAAGAAGCAUCGCUACCGCGGCCCGUAUGGUGCCUGCUAGGGCGCUGCGGCCCCGUUCGCAUCCUCUCGUCAUGCUGCCGUCCAUGAUGCAGACCGUACGCACCUAUGCCGAUUCCGUCAUCAAGGUUCCCCAGAUGGCCGAGUCUAUUUCUGAAGGUACUCUCAAGCAAUUUUCGAAGAGCGUUGGCGACUAUGUGGAGCAAGACGAGGAAAUUGCUACCAUUGAGACCGACAAGAUCGAUGUUGCAGUCAAUGCUACCGAGUCUGGUACCAUCAAGGAGUUCUUGGUAGGCGAGGAGGAUACCGUGACCGUUGGGCAGGAUCUCGUUCGCAUUGAGCUUGGUGGCGCGCCAUCGGGCGAUAAGAAGGAUGCUCCUAAGGAUGAACCCAAGCAAUCCGAACCCGAGUCAAAAGCCGAGUCAAAACCUGAGCCGAAACAAGAGUCUGCCCCUGAGCCUAAAAAGGAAUCUGCUCCUGCUCCUAGGAAGCCCGAGACUCCCAAGCAGCCCGAGAAGAAGGAGUCAAAGUCUGAGUCUACCGCCUCAAGCGGACCCUCGAUGGGCAACCGAGAAGAGCGUCGGGUCAAAAUGAACCGUAUGCGACUCCGAAUCGCCGAGCGUCUCAAGCAGUCCCAAAACACUGCUGCUUCACUGACCACCUUCAACGAGGUCGAUAUGUCCAACAUCAUGGAGUUCCGCAAGCUCUACAAGGAGGACGUUCUCAAGAAGACUGGCGUCAAGCUCGGUUUCAUGAGCGCUUUCUCUCGGGCUUGUGUUCUUGCUAUGCGUGAUCUUCCUGCUGUCAACGCUUCCAUCGAAGGACCCAAUGGUGGUGACACCAUUGUCUACCGCGACUACGUCGACAUCAGCGUGGCUGUCGCUACUGAGAAGGGUCUUGUUACCCCCGUUGUCAGGAAUGCCGAGUCUAUGGACAUGAUUGGCAUCGAGCAGUCAAUUUCCGAUAUGGGCAAGAAGGCUCGUGACAACAAGUUGACGAUUGAGGAUAUGGCAGGUGGGACUUUUACUAUCAGCAACGGCGGUGUCUUUGGCUCUCUGAUGGGUACACCGAUCAUCAACCUUCCUCAAAGCGCCGUUCUUGGGCUCCAUGCCAUCAAGGAGCGUCCUGUAGCAGUGAACGGAAAGAUCGAAAUCCGGCCUAUGAUGUACCUCGCUCUGACUUACGACCAUCGUCUGUUGGAUGGUCGGGAGGCCGUGCAAUUCCUCGUCAAGGUAAAGGAAUUUAUUGAGGAUCCUCGGAGGAUGCUCCUGUAA